Gossypium arboreum is the source of this 1007-nucleotide messenger RNA. Its product is annotated as basic leucine zipper 34-like. NCBI's taxonomy places the organism in Eukaryota, Viridiplantae, Streptophyta, Magnoliopsida, Malvales, Malvaceae. Gene Ontology annotation, molecular function: DNA-binding transcription factor activity; DNA binding. Bases 109 to 789 code for a protein of 226 amino acids. Gene Ontology annotation, biological process: positive regulation of DNA-templated transcription. The transcript has 5 exons. The record is from RefSeq and is a predicted model, not a curated record. Gene Ontology annotation, cellular component: nucleus.
GACUUAAAAACCGCCAUAGUAGUUGCCCCACUGGUUUAUCAAUAUAAAAAUGAACGCUCCUAGGAUUGUUUCACCUACCGCAAUCAUUUCUUGUUUUUGGCAAAGGUUAUGGACUUGAUUGAAGUAAUGGCAGGAAUUAAUAAUAGAGAUGUUAAUGAAGAAACACUCAAUGCUCCAUUGCCGGAGUUACCAUCCAAUGGAAGUGGCAAUGCUAAUAAUGAGAGAGUUCCUCGAUCAACCAAUGGAAAUCAGGUCCCCCACGGUGAAGGACAAAGACUUGACAGUAACAUGGUGAUGGACCCUAAAAAGCUCAAAAGGAUUGCCGCUAGCCGUGAAUAUUCACAAAGGUAUCGACUCAAACAACUGCAAUACAUUGCACAACUGGAAGCAGGAGUAAAGGCUCUCGAGGAAGAAGUGGCGAAUGCCUUUCCCAAGAUCAGAUAUGUUGAUGCUCAGAACACAUUGCUGCGAGCGGAGAAUGGUUCCAUGAAGGAAAAGUUGUCUACCCUCUCCGGAGAGCUUAUGUUGAAAGAAGCUGAAUAUCAUGAGCUAAAGAAUGAGAAGGAGGUGUUGAAGCAAAUGUCUUUGAUGUAUCGCGCACCUGCAUUUGCAGAAUCCUACCAAACAAAUCAUUACGGCUACCAACAUGUGAAUAAUAUAGCCAUGGAUCAACCAGGAUUCAACCAGUCUGUGGAACCAACAGCUCCACAGGCAAUGAUGCCGAAUCAAAACCCCGAGAACCAGUUUGGGUUUGAUGUCAACAUUAGGGACAACCAUAAUCUGAUGUAAACUUCUAGUUUUUAGCUGCUCCCCAUUUAAAUCUUUAUCUUGUAGUGCUUUUUAGUCGGUUUGUUGUUUAGUUAUUUGCAGCACUUUUUUAAAGUUAUUUUCUUGGCCAUACAAGCUAGAAACUGAGGAUCUAAUAAAAUGGAGAAACAAUUGUGAAGAAAGGAUGUAUGAUAGUGACAUCACGUCAUUGUAUUCCUUUCUAAUAGUUUUAUGUCAUA